AUGCGAAACUUUGUUAUUGUUCAAAACACCAUGAAAUUUAAGACUACGUCGCACGCAUACAAGUUAAAUUUUACAAAAACAACGCAAGUAAUUGAGGUGCACGAUGUAACCGUUCCUGCUACUAUAUUCGCUUUCAGAGCAUUUAAUGAUAUAUUGAGCGAAGAAAACGUGGAUGAAACACGGCUCUUUGAUCGAGGUUGGUGGUAUCUAAGUUGUAAGAAAUGUGCAAAAAAAGUUAAAGAAAAUGGAAACCGCUUCUAUUGGGAGAAGUGUGAAAGGUUCGACACGUCAGGCAAUCCUAGGUUUAAGAUACGGGUUAGGAUUGUUGAUGGAACGGAAAGUGCAAGUUUUCUUUUGUGGGAUCGUGAGUGCCUGCAACUGAUUGGGAAAUCUACCAGCGAGCUAAGGGAUUGUUUGGCACGAGAUGGUGCUGAGGAUUACUAUCCAGGCGAGGUAGAGACCUUGGUGAAUAUGAGGCUAUUGUUCAAGGUUCAGAUAAGAGAUCAGAAUUUAUCUCGAACUGAUGAUUUGUACACUGAACCUGACUUGCUGUCAAAAUUGGAAAAGACUAUUGAUGCUGAUUCCAAGGGGUCUGUUUCAGACAAUGAGGUUAGCACGCCGGUAAAGACUCCAGCGAAACGUACUCAUCCCUCUACGUGCGAUGAUGUGAGUAGCAUUGUUCCAAACGAAGACAAGGGUUCGUCCACGCAGUUGUCAAGCAAUAAGCUUCGCAAGUUCGUGAAAGUUGAAAAGGACUAG
Messenger RNA from Diospyros lotus (date-plum), 759 nucleotides. RefSeq lists its product as uncharacterized. The transcript has 5 exons. Gene Ontology annotation, molecular function: DNA binding. The coding region runs from base 1 to 759 and encodes 252 amino acids. Gene Ontology annotation, biological process: DNA replication; DNA recombination; DNA repair. Lineage: Eukaryota; Viridiplantae; Streptophyta; Magnoliopsida; Ericales; Ebenaceae. The record is from RefSeq and is a predicted model, not a curated record. Gene Ontology annotation, cellular component: nucleus.